AUGGUGUUCACACAACCAAAAUGGGUACCGAAUGUCGAUUUGGAGACAGUACCAGACUCAAUUCCUGUCAGUUAUUUCAUGCUAGAUGAGAAGUAUGGGAGGGCAAAGCUACGUGAUAGUAGAUCUCCUUUUAUAUGUGGACUAUCUGGUUCUCAGUAUACGUCUUCAGAGGCUAAACAACGCGUGGACUUCCUUGCUAGAGGAUUAGCUAAGGAGCUCAACUGGGCACCAAACAAAGGAUCAGAGUGGGACAAGGUCAUUACGAUCUUUGCCCACAACACUUUGGACAGUGUACCUCUCUCGUGGGCAGUGCACAACCUUUCUGGCAUUUCGUCGCCAGCUAACUCAGCAUACAAUGUCUCGGAACUCAAGCAUCAAAUCAAAUCUUCUGGCUCAAAAACUAUCUUCACGUGUCUUUCAUUACUGGAAACAGCAAUCAAGGCUGCAACUACCAGUGGUAUUCCAAGGAAACAUAUUUAUCUAUUGUCAAUGAGCUAUGAGAAGCAACUUGGUUACAUGCUGCCAUCGGAUAUAAAGACAGUUGAUCAGCUUAUCUUGGAGGGUUCUCGUUUGCCGGAGUUAGAGCCGCUUCAAUGGGAAAAAGGACAAGCCAUUCGUCAAUGUGCAUUUCUUAUGUAUUCAAGUGGAACUACUGGGUUACCAAAGGGUGUACAGGUGUCUCAUUAUAACGUUAUGGUCAAUGUUCUGCAAGUGGCUGCAUACGAGUCUCCAGCGCGUAGACCAGGCCAAACCAAAGUUGUUCUUGGGCUACUACCUCAGAGCCACAUAUACGGAAUCGUAUCUAUCUGCCAUAUCAGCAUCUAUCGAGGAGAUGCCGUGCUCGUCCUUCCAAAAUUCGACCUACCAGUACUAGCAGCUUCCAUUGAGAAAUUCAAGAUAAACGUCCUUUUUAUUGUUCCUCCAAUCAUUAUACAGAUCCUUAACAAUAAGCCAUUCUUAGAUCGAUUUGACCUCAGUUCUGUCAGCGAGGUCUUCAGUGGAGCAGCACCCUUAGGAGUCGAGACGUAUCGGGCACUUCUCAAAAACUACCCGUCUUGGUAUAUCUGUCAAGGGUACGGAAUGACCGAGACAACGUCAGCUGUAUCUAUGACUUCAGCCCUUGAUAUUUUCCCUGGAUCCUCGGGAAGUCUCGCCCCCGGAGUCCAGGCACGCAUAGUUUCCCUUUCAGAUGGCUCCGACAUAAGUGAAUAUGGAAAGGCUGGAGAGUUACUCAUCCGAGCACCCAAUGUGACUUCCUUGGGAUACUUAAACAAUGAAAAGGCCACAGUGGAAACUUUUGGCAGUGGUAAGGACGCCUGGCUACGAACCGGAGAUGAAGCAAUGUUCCUCAAGAAUCCCAAUGGAGACGGCAACGAGCAUUUAUUUAUCAUAGACAGGAUUAAAGAGUUAAUCAAAGUCAAUGGGCACCAGGUUGCACCAGCCGAGCUUGAAGCUUGCUUGAUUAGCCACCCGCUAAUUGCUGAUGCCGCAGUCAUACCAGUACCGGACGACGCGGCUGGGGAGGUCCCUAAAGCCUUUGUGGUACUUGCACUUCAUAAUCGUGGCCAAUUUUUUCAGAACCACUCUGAGUUCAUUGAAGAAAUUCAUGACUAUGUGAAGCAAGAGAAGGCGCAUUACAAAUGGCUCAAAGGUGGCAUUGAGUUUGUGAAGUCUAUCCCAAAAAGUCCGAGUGGAAAGAUUCUGCGUCGUACAUUGAGAGAUUAUGAGAGACAGAAAAUUAGACAAAGUGCAGCUAGACUAUAA
This is a messenger RNA of Talaromyces stipitatus ATCC 10500, 1764 nucleotides long. Its product is annotated as AMP dependent ligase, putative. Gene Ontology annotation, molecular function: CoA-ligase activity. NCBI's taxonomy places the organism in Eukaryota, Fungi, Ascomycota, Eurotiomycetes, Eurotiales, Trichocomaceae. The transcript is spliced from 5 exons. Bases 1 to 1764 code for a protein of 587 amino acids. The record is from RefSeq and is a predicted model, not a curated record.